UUGCCUUGCUUGGAAUCCCUAGUAAUGGUUGGAUUCCUUGGCAUAGAAAAGAUACUCUACAGUGAUCCCUCAAUAAAAUACAGUGGUCUGAAGUCGCUAAAGAUAGAAGAAUCUAAAUCCACAUUGAGUAUUCCCAAAGAUUGGAUACUGAAGCUGCCAAAUUUGGAGUCAAUGGAAAUUGCGGGCUCUCCAUCAGCAUAAGUAGUUUUUGACUUGGAGGAGUUGAAAGUCACUGGAGAAGUUGAGAUUCUCUCUCGGCUAAGUACAUUGGCAUUAUCUAAGUUGCUAAACCUCCGGUGCACGUUGAAACAAGACGUACAAUUACAAGGAAUAUCGAUAUUUCGAAACUUGAAGGAGCUCUCUAUCUGUGAAAUAGGGCUGUCAUUUCUCUUUCCGGUGUUUGUGGCUAAAUGCCUUAGAGAAAUUGAAGACAUUAAAGUGGAGGACUGUCCAAAUAUGAAGACAGUGAUUGUGGAUGAAGAAGGAACAGAUGAUAUCAUAGAGCUACCACUACUGAAGCGACUAUCUAUAACGCGUUGUCCCACGGAGAAAUUCUUCUCAUAUCCUCAUGGAAAGAAAGAGUCAGUAACCACUACUUCAAAUUCGCAAGAUGCUUAUUUCGAUUCCUUCUUUGAUCAAAAGGUUAGUUUACCGAGCUUGGAGGAGUUAAAGCUUGAGUUAGAAGGAUCCUUCAAAGGAAUAUGGCACAGUGAACUUAUGGAAACUUCCUUCUGCAAAUUAGCCACCCUCUCUAUUGGAUAUUGCUCUAAGCUACACAACAUCUUCCCUUCCACAAUCAUAGGGAGAUUGCACAACCUAACAAUUGUUGAGAUUGAAAACUGUCCCUCUCUAGAAUCAUUGUUUGAUUGUGGGUCCACGGAAGUAAAGACGGUGAGGGAAGCAGGAAAGUUGAAAUGUACAGUGAAGAGCGACUCCCAAAUGAUUUUGAGUUUUCCUAGUCUUAAAAAAGUCCGUGUUUGCAAUUGCUCCAACCUAAGAUAUCUCUUCCCCAGUUGUAGGGCCACAACUCUAGAGAAACUCGAGAGCCUAUGGAUUAGCAAUUGUGAACAAAUGAAGGAAGUGGUUCCUAAGGAGACAGCCAAAGAGGAUGAUGAAUCAUCACAACCGUUGUUCAAUGAGAUGGUUAGAUUCCCCAAUAUAAGAAAACUACAAAUUGAAGGUGCCCGGUGCAAAGAGCUAUGGAACAGUCAAAUUCCUUACGAUUCCUUUUGCAAACUAGAAUUUCUUCGAUUGGAGCAUUGUGACAAUCUCCUAUGUAUUGCCCCAUCCCACAUGUGGAAGAAACUGCAGCUUUGUCUCGACUUCCUAGAAGUGAGAUCAUGCCGUUUGGUCGAGAUCAUAUACAAAAGUGAUGGGACAAAUACAAAGAGUGGCAAAUUGAGGAGGUUGGCUUUGCAUGAUCUAGAAAACUUGAGGCACAUUUGGCAAUCCGAUGGUCUCCCAAAUGUCCCAUUCCCAAACUUGAGAUAUGUAGAGGUUGUGAGGUGCUCUCGUUUGGAAAUUCUUUUCACAACCUUCACGGCAAAAUUUCUCGCAAAUCAAAGAGCUGAUAGUAGAGUCAUGUGAAGAUAUAAAACUAAUUGCUGGCCAUGAAGAAUGUGAAGAAGCGGCCGAUACGACAAUCAUCUUCUCCGAGUUAACUGCUCUUAGACUUUUCGAGUUGCCGAAAAUCAGGAGAAUUCUAGCUGAGAAAUACUCUGGGGAAUUCCCAUCCUUGCAAGUCUUUUGUAUGGUAAGCUGUGGAAUGGCGCCAGACUGAGGCCUUGAUGACUGGGAAAGGUACCAAGCCCACAAGUGGUUUGACUUCAUGAAAUAUGGGUUUGAAGAAUAAUCAUUUCGGACUUCUGCAACGGAAAAUGGUGUUUGUCAAUAUGGAAUAACGUGUCCGGUAAUAUGAUAUCAUGUUUCUACGUUAUCUUGUAUAGUUCCCACAAAGUCUCUUGACUAUUUCCUUCAAUAAUCAUUGCUCAGGUUUGUCUCCUGUCCCUUGGAUCUAAGGCCGAGCUAAGGAAGGUCACUUGUUCA
Eucalyptus grandis is the source of this 2046-nucleotide messenger RNA. RefSeq lists its product as uncharacterized. The transcript is spliced from 3 exons. The record is from RefSeq and is a predicted model, not a curated record. Bases 457 to 1587 code for a protein of 376 amino acids. NCBI's taxonomy places the organism in Eukaryota, Viridiplantae, Streptophyta, Magnoliopsida, Myrtales, Myrtaceae.